GGGGGAAUGGGUAGGCUAGUGGCGCCCGCUAUUUUGGAAGAGAGGAUUUUCGUCCGUUUGAACCAGUAAUACUGUACAGAGAUGCCAAUACAUMUGAUGGGGUAAAGAUAAAACAUUCGAAAAGAGCAGCAACAAUCUGUAUUCUGGAGGGCCGGAGAGCACGUAGGGAUGCUCGAGCGUUGUCACAGCGACACAACUUGCUAGGACACUGUGCACGCGCCCCGCCGAGAGKCAGCGUGAGCGAGCUAAAGAAGCAAUCGCACAAGCGCAGCAUCUUUUCGGUGCAUGGCUAUAACGGGUCGGAGGGGAAUCAGGGAAAACCACCGCUAUUACCCAGAGACGAAGCAGGCAAGCACCACCAUGAUUCAAAUCGUCCUCGCUAUUUAAACUGUCGUUUGAGCUAUCCUCUCCAUCCACAAAGGGCAAGCGSGGAUGUUGUUUUUUUGGUUGAAAUUCAACCUGCUUGCAAAAUCACUGUUGCCAAUUUAUGUAGACGAGGAUUUAGACUAGAUAUCGUUUCGUUGUCAACAAAUGAGAUAUAAAGAUAUAUAUAGAGACUCGUCAGAUGAAAAGCCACCGCUGGAAGAAUUAUUCCAAAAUCAGUUUACAUGCCUUCAUCUCGUGUGUAAUGCGCCUCACGCAGCAAUAGGCUUUAUUUGUUAGUAGCCUUUUCCUUUCCUUUCGUCGUUGUCUGCCUGUCCCUCAUCAGAAUGUGGUAGCCUGGUCAAUCUACCGGGAUUGAGCGGGUGUUGUCGGUAAACAGAACCUGGGAAGCUUUCUAAAACCGUCUCCUUCUCCAAAGGACUAUGCUUCAAUAUUUCCCCAUCUAGAGGAACGUUGUGACAGCGAUCUAGAAGUCAAAGAGGAUUCCUUUUGAAAACCCCUUGGAAUCUUGCUACCCUUUAGACCACAUAACAGGGUCCGUUUGUGACGGCAGCCAUCGACCGUGAUGAGGACCGUACAGGAGGAUGGAACGUAACAGAGUUCUGACCGUGGAACCGUUCCCGACCGCGACCGUAGAACACCAACACUGACCACAACCACACCUUCUAAAGACCGCCCGGUCUCCCCCUAACCCCCAACCUCUCCAGCCCCCCUGUAUUACACCAGUCCUCCUCCACCCAUCCUCCUGUACUCACUCCCUCGCUCCAGACCUCCACCCUUUCUGAGGGUCCACUUUUUCUUUCAUAAACACUCUCAACUACCCCUUCUCUCUUAUUCUCUUUCUAUCCCCUUUCUCUCCAAUAUUCUAUAUCUUCAUGAACAUUGAGWCCUCUUUGGAACCCUAACAGAGACGGACGAUAAUCGUUGAGUUGGAGGUGGAGUCUAUAGCUAUCAGUCAUGUAUCUUUUCCCUCUAUCCCUGUGUAAGCCAAAUGGGCGGGGUCUCAGCUUUAGUCCCCGCCCCCGCUGCAACAUGGCCGACACCUGUCUAGUCUGGCUGUUGGGCCUGGCUCUCCGCCUCUCUCUGACCUCCUGCCAGAAGAUAGACCCCGCCAACAAGCUGCCCACGGUGACCACCAACUACGGCAAGCUGCGCGGGCUCAAAAAGGACCUGAACAACGAGAUCUUGGGGCCGGUGGAGCAGUACCUGGGCGUGCCCUACGCCACCGCGCCCAUCGGAGACCGGCGCUUUCAGCCGCCCGAGGCACCGGGCUCUUGGCAGGAGAUCCGCAACGCCACAGCGUUCGCCCCGGUAUGCCCGCAGAACGUUCAUGGGGUGCUGCCGGAGAUCAUGCUGCCGGUGUGGUUCACAGACAACCUGGAUGUGGCGGCCAGCUACAUCCAGAACCAGAGCGAGGACUGCCUCUACCUCAACGUCUACGUGCCCACCGAGGACG
This is a messenger RNA of Salvelinus sp. IW2-2015, 1840 nucleotides long. Its product is annotated as neuroligin-1-like. The record is from RefSeq and is a predicted model, not a curated record. Lineage: Eukaryota; Metazoa; Chordata; Actinopteri; Salmoniformes; Salmonidae. Gene Ontology annotation, biological process: synaptic vesicle endocytosis; neuron cell-cell adhesion; chemical synaptic transmission. Gene Ontology annotation, cellular component: postsynaptic specialization membrane; synapse; plasma membrane. Gene Ontology annotation, molecular function: signaling receptor activity; neurexin family protein binding.